This is a messenger RNA of Branchiostoma floridae (Florida lancelet), 1164 nucleotides long. RefSeq names its product nucleolar protein 7-like. The record is from RefSeq and is a predicted model, not a curated record. Gene Ontology annotation, molecular function: RNA binding. The transcript has 8 exons. Lineage: Eukaryota; Metazoa; Chordata; Leptocardii; Amphioxiformes; Branchiostomatidae.
AUCGAUCCAGUGAUGGCGGAAAACCACUUACGGUACCAGCUAUUACUGCUAGGUGGCGCUUCCCCGCGGCUCAUUUUAUCCAAAAUGGCUGCGUCCAUGUGACAAAAACAAAUUUCGGCACGAAGCUAGUACAGGAAUCCUCCACGUUUAGCUCUGAAAGAGAAAGGCGAGCUAACAUGACAGCAAUGGAAGAAUUACACGAGCAGAAACAAGAGGUGGAAGAAACAGAAGAGGUUCCCAGUGACAGCGAUGAUGAGGCACCAGAAGAUGUGUCCUUCACCAAAAGUCGGCAGGUGGCGCUGCAGGCCAUGAAAGAGGCCAUCAAGGAAACCAAGAAGUCGGAAGACGCAGCCAAGGAGAAAAGGAAGAAGAAGGAUGAACUCUUCAAGCAGCAGAAGAAGCAGAAGAUCCAGCCUCUGCCCCUUGAUGUGCUGAAGGAGGUAGAAGCAGCCAGAACAAGAGAGCUUGAGAUGAAGACACAGUUGAAGCAGCAGAAGUUGGAGACAAAGGCAAGCCAAGCUGUGAAGAGAAGAAAAAACAAACCUGCCAGAGCAGUAGGAGAAGGGUAUGAGGCAGUAGUGCUGGAUGAGGAGGUGCAGAAAACCAGACCCAAGUCAGAGACAGCUGCACAGUUCUUACAGAACCAGCUGUACGGAACCAGGAUCCGGAGAGAACCGGUCGGGACCAGUCUGGCAGCACAGAACAAACACAACCACAAACCUGCAGUACACUUCACAGUCCAAGAAGAGAAGGAACAGAAAAAGACCAAUAAGAAGAAGAAAAAGGACUCCCAAUACUGGAUGAAGAAAAGACAGUUUAAGAAGGAAAGAAGAGUGAAGGAAGCCAUAGAAAGAAAGCUUCUCCUUAAGAUGGAGAAAAGGGCCCAGAGAAAGAAGUUAAGAGGUCCUGCAGAUGGCAUUGACCCACUGAAAGAACUUUAAUAUCAUCAAAGAGGGUCAAUACAUAGCUUCAUACCAUUUACUGAUAAUUAAUGUACAACUUGAUAUCAAUUUCUCUGUACAUCUUUCACUGUUUUCAAUAUAAAGUUCAUCAUGUCCAUGAACUGCUCAAUAUGGAUUGCUAUAGGAUAUAAAAUAUUGUAAAUCCUGAAUUUAUAACCAUAUCCAAAAAUUGCAACCUCCUGUGUAUUUACAAUUGUCAACA